Staurois parvus is the source of this 987-nucleotide messenger RNA. Lineage: Eukaryota; Metazoa; Chordata; Amphibia; Anura; Ranidae. The record is from the annotation of a GenBank genome assembly.
AUGGAUAAUCGGUCUACAACCUCUGAAUUUGUUCUGCUUGGAUUCCCAGGAAUUGGGGAGAAGUUUCACACCCCGGUCUCCACAGCUCUGUUCCUGCUUUAUCUCACAUCGCUGUUCUCGAAUGGCGUAGUCAUAGCUCUGAUCGGCUGCAACCGACAUCUGCAUCAACCGAUGUAUGUGCUCAUCUUGAACCUUGCCAUUUCCGACUUGCUUUUUGAUACCAUCACUCUGCCGAAGAUUGUGGCCAAGUACUGGUUCAACGAUGGGUCCAUCUCAUACGCUGGAUGCCUCUUCCAAGUGUUUUCUGCCCAUUUCCUUGGGAGCUUUGAUUCCUACAUCCUCUUGCUGAUGGCCAUUGACCGUUAUGUGGCCAUAUGCAAGCCCCUGAGAUACCCAUCAAUAAUCAACAAUCAACGUACCAUCCUCCUCUGUUGCUUCUCCUGGCUCUUCACAAGUUUAAUUGGCUUGACAAUCGCUGUUCUGGACUCUGGUGAAGAACUAUGCGGACAGAAUAUCAGAAGCUGCUUUUGCACCAAUGCAGUGGUCUUGUCCUUGGCCUGCAAUGACGUGGCCACCCUCAAGCGUACGAUUUUUGUCAUUGCUAUGAUAGUCCUUCUCUUGCCUCUGUCCCUCAUCCUUUUCUCCUAUGGAGUCCUAAUCCGGGUCAUCAUCACACAGACCCAGUCUGUGAAUCGAAGGAGGGCCUAUUACACAUGUGCCACCCAGUUAAGUGUCAUCUGUCUAUAUUUUAUCCCACGGAUAUUUGUGUAUGUUGCCAACCAAGUCAAGUUGAUCCUCAAUGAAGAUGUGAACGUCCUUAUUCUUUGCUUUUACUCAUUCGUGCCGCACAUGGCCAACCCCAUCAUUUACUGUUUGAGGACUAAGGAGAUUAGAAGGACCUUUAAGAACCUCAUCAAAAGGUGGAUACUGAUGAAGAAUCCAAGGAUACCAGCAGUGAAUGUAAUUACAAUCUCAGAUCAGCUUUAG